This is a messenger RNA of Gracilinanus agilis (Agile Gracile Mouse Opossum), 2538 nucleotides long. It is a transcript of the gene R3HDM4, whose product is annotated as R3H domain containing 4. Gene Ontology annotation, molecular function: nucleic acid binding. The record is from RefSeq and is a predicted model, not a curated record. The transcript is spliced from 8 exons. Lineage: Eukaryota; Metazoa; Chordata; Mammalia; Didelphimorphia; Didelphidae. The coding region runs from base 56 to 928 and encodes 290 amino acids.
GCCGCUUCCCCUUUAAGGGUUGGGGGCGCAGCGCCGGCAGCGGCGGCAGCUCGCUAUGGUUGUGCUGAAAAGCCUGGAGGGCACCCCGGCCGAGGCAACGUCGGCGACCAUGACCGUGACAGCGGCGGCGGCCCCUGCGACGGACGGGGGAGGAGGAGGAGGAGGAGCAGCAGCAGCGACAGCGGCUCCCCCCGGAACGCCGCCGGGCGGGGAGCCUUACCUACACUACCACUCCCACCUCCCGAGGGCCAAGCGUUUCACCCCCGCCAAGCGAAGGCAGUACUUUAUCAACCAGGCUGUGAGGAACUCGGACCUCACGCCCAGGGCCAAGGGCCGAAAGAGGCUGCAGCGGAUGGAGAACAGCCACUAUCUGAUGACCCUUAUGGAGAGGGUUGAAUGCUCCCCUGAUGAUGGGGACCUGGCCCUCCCUGCUCCUCCCAGCAUCUUUGCCAAAGCCUGCAGCAACGAGACCUACAUCGAGAUCUGGAGUGAUUUUAUGAAUCGGUCUGGAGAGGAGCAGGAGCUGUACCUGGAGGAAGAAGCUACAAAAAAGCAGAAGAGGAAGGUCCCUGCGAAGACUGAGGAUAAUCGCAAAGAAGAUCCAUCCUACACACCCCAGGCCUGCUUCCAGAGGAUUAACCGUCGCCUACGGACCACUCUGAAGCGGGGGCGAAUCCCCAUGGACACACUGGAGGGUCUGGAAGGAAAGCUCCUGAGGUUUUUCUCUGUCACCCCUCGAUCUGUCUACAUAGCCAUGAUGGAUAGCAGCUUUGAGAGGCUCUUGCUUCAUGCCCUCUGCCAGUACAUGGACCUGGUGUCUGCCAGUUCCGACUUUGAGGGCAGACGGCAAAUGAAAGUGAGCAACAAACACACCAACUUCUUGCCUCCAGAACAGCUGCUGUCUGCCUACCUGGAGCAGAGGAGCUGAUAGCAUCCCUCUUUCCUGGCCACCUUGGGGCCAGGACACCCUGUCUUCUCAUCUCCCUCUCUUGGGAGGUGGGUGGGGGGCAGGACUUGUCUACCCCAGGGCAGCAUGGUCCCCAGAUCAGUUGAUUUGCCAUUGUUAUUAUUAUUUUUUUAAUCUACCCUGAAUUCUGCCUGGCCCACUUUGCUUAGAUCUGGGGUUUGCUUCUGGUGUUUUAAUUUUCUUUUUACAAGGUACUUGAGAAGUCCUGAUUUUUAUUUUAUUAUUAUUUUUUUUGUGGAUUUCAUCCCUGACCUGCAGAUCUCUCAUUCCUCUUCCCUGCCUCCUCCUCCCCCAAAAUCUAUCAGCCUUUUUCCUUGGAAAGAGGAAUGAAAACUCUGCCUGAGGUGUUCCCCGCCUCAGAUUCUUUUAGGCUUUCUGGAGGAAGCUCUGCCUCCCCACCUCAGGCAGCAAAGAAGCCCCCAUGGAUGUUUAUAAUCCUGUUUUGCUAUGACCCCAGAUCUCUGGGCUGGGGCUUGGGGUUGAGGAUUGUUGACUGAGCAGGGAGGACUACAGGAGUGAGCAGCCUUUCCCAGAUCAGUGUCAUCUGUCCCCAAGGGGAGUAGGCUGGCAGACAGGGUUUUAUCAUUAUUAUAAUAUUUUUAAAAGUUUUUUUUGAGGAUGGGUUAGGGAGGGGUAUAGGAGUUGGUUUGUUUUGGUCUUAAAGAAACCAAAUUUGAGUUUGAUUCCCCUUGGGAUCUAGCUCUCCCCCAAAUGAUCAAUUUGUGUGUAGCUAGAGGUGUCUCCACUGUACCCUUCCUCCCUCCUUCCCUCCCCCCCCAACUAAUUGAGCCAUUUCCAGGCUGGCCUGAGUGGCCCUUGGUCCAGUUCGGACCUGAGGGAAGAUGGCCAUCCUGUGAGUUGUUGUGGCCAGCAGGGCUGGGGGUGCCUUUCAUUAUUGCCCAUACUACGACCAUACUUUUUCUAUAGUGUGUUAUGUAUAUCUCUGUGUGUGUGUGUGUGUGUGUGUGUGUGUGUGUCCCUGUCCCUGACACUUGCCCCCUCCCCACCCCCUCCAUCCCUAGUAGGACAGCUUUGUCCUUCAUCCCCUAGAGAAUGAAUUUUUUUAAAACCCUAUAUUGUAACCCUGGGCCCAAAGGGUCCUAGGGACUCCACAUUUUGGGGGUAUGUGUUUGUUUUUUAAACUGUGUGUCUUCCUGUGGUGCCUUUUUUUGCAGACUUACUUGUUAUCACUUGCAUGGCGGGUGAAACUGCAGGGCCCCUGGCCUCCCCCCUUGCUCUAGGCCCUGGCUCCCCAGUAGCCCUCCUAUGGAGCUGUUUGCCAGUUGGGGACCCUGGACUCAGAGCUUGGUGAUCCUUGGGGGCCCCUCUGGUCAGCAACAGUCUCUCUUGCCGACAUUUAUAUACUUGGGCCUCCCCUCCCCUCCCCUCUGAUCUCAGCCAUGGGAUAGGGGACUCGGGCUGGAGGGUUGAUGCCCAGGGCCUACUUCUGUUCUGGGUCUCACUGCCCAGACAAGGCCAUGGGUGAAGAAGGCAAGGGGGACUGCUAGCUGGGCCUUAGAUGUUGCUUGGCUUUGGGGAAGGCGGGUAUAAUAAAUUCCUGGUGCUCUGUA